AAAUUUAAUUAAAAAGUAUUAAAGUCGGGAUCGUGGAGUCGCGACGCGAAUUGUCGACGAAACGACAGAGAAUGAUGUAAAUGAGUAGUUGAUCGAUGCAGAUGCAAUUACCAAGGACGUAUUAAUAGUUGUUGGGCUAUGUUCCUCGGUGAUGCGCGGCAAAAUACUGCUGUCUGGAGAUUGUUGAGAGGGUAAAGGCGUCCCGAAGCGGUCGUUUCAUUCAGUACACCGAGGACCGUAGUGCCGGUGAGACUAGUAUCUCGUUCCGCGGGCGACUUUCGCAUAGGUACGCACUUACGUCUACACUGUGCUUUACUCUUUCACCAUACUUUUCGAAUUCUAAUUCGAGAUCGCGAGUGACCUUACUUGGUGAAUGCUCCAAAGGAUUAAUAUUACCUAAGGGCUGCGCGAGACGUCCAGAAGUGUGCCGAACCACGUUUCAACUUUUGCCCAGAAUUACCGGCCAGCCUCGUCGCGACGACGAGACCCUCUUCUCGUUGUCCGGAAGGACCGAAACAUACCACGUGCCACGGCAAGCUAUGAUAUCGUGAUCGAUCCGUUAUCGUCACCUUCGAAUUGCUCACAGAGUGCACGGUCGACGAUCGACGGUCCAAGGUCCGGGCUGAAAUAUCCUCUGGGACUUGGCAGCCAUGUCUUUCCUGAGGUCUACCGGGGAUCUAAUCGGUUUCCUGAUCCUCACGGUGGUCUCCAUCGUCGAGAGCAUCGUCAAAUUGUUAAUUCCGAUGAAAUACAAGAUGAAAAGCAUCGCCGGUGAGGUGGCUCUGGUGACCGGGGGCGGGGGCGGUCUGGGCAGACUGAUCGCCCUCAGGCUAGCAAAUCUUGGCGCCAUCGUUGUCAUCUGGGACGUUAACAAACCCGGCAUGGAGGAAACCGUUAAAUUGGUGCAAGCCGCAGGCGGAACCUGUUACGGUUACGUUUGCGAUCUGUGCAACCGGGAGGAUGUUUACAAGAAAGCGGCAUUAGUCAGGGAAGAAGUUGGAAACGUGACGAUAUUAAUAAACAAUGCUGGUGUCGUAAGCGGAACGAAAUUUAUGGACACACCGGACAAGCUCAUUAUCCGUACAAUGGAUGUAAAUGUAAUGAGCCACUUUUGGACGACGAAGGCGUUCUUACCUUCGAUGAUGGCGGAUAACAAGGGCCACAUCGUAAGCAUAGCUAGUUUAGCUGGACACAUAGGGGUACCAACGUUGGUGGACUAUUGUACCUCAAAGUUCGCGGCAGUUGGAUUCGAGGAAGCACUUCACAUGGAACUAGCGGCUGAUGGAUAUAACAUCAAUACCACGGUCGUAUGUCCGUUUUUCAUUCGUAGUACUGGCAUGUUCGGAGACGUUGCGCCUAGAUUCGUCCCAAGGCUUGGCCCGAACGAAGUGGCGGACCGUGUGGUGUCCGCUAUGAGGUGUAACGAGAAAAUCGCUGUAGUGCCAGGUUACCUUUACAUUCUCCUCGUCCUGAAAUGGGCUUUUCCAUGGGCCUGCGCAGGGAUGUUCAUCCGCGGCGUAGUUCCGAGCAAACGUAGCCACAAUACGUUCAAAGACACGUCAAUAAUUAAGAAGGAAAGUGUUCCCAGCGUGCUGUCCAAGGAUCAGAACGGCGCUAACAUCCAUCAGCAACUGACCAGACGCGUUUCCAGCUCCGAAAGGAAGCCUUAAUCGUUGUGUAAAAUGUUUUUAAAUGGAUAAACGAAUCAACUCAGUCCAUCGAACGAUAAUCAUACACCAUCGAUUCACGAUACGUUGAUAACGACCGCGUAAUUAUAAGGCAUAUCGAAGAAUUCUCGUCACGCGUGAGGUAUACGUUAGAGUUUUCUCGCUCGUCGAGCAGCUUGUUCUUGAGCGAGUUGUUGCGCAAAAUUGAAACAAGUUUCGGUCAAAGAGAAUGGACUUUAUAGAGCGUCUUCGUCGCGGGUUUGCUGGCCCAAGAGACUUGAAAUUUCAAUCCCAAGCAGUAUAAGUACGCUUAUUCUUGUUGGCCAUAUGGGAAACAAUGGCACGGUUAGGAGUGAAAGUUUCAAACGCGUUUCGUUGCCCAUAUUUGUUGGCAACACGUCGCGUUUGUUGAAGAAUGUCGCGUGUUACGAGCAAGAUUUGUUCGUUUCGGCGUUAUCGAACAGUGCAUUAACGUUUCGUACGAUCGAGGAGAGGACUUUCUAGUUACGUCUAGCGAUUCAGCGAGCAAGAACCACGGGUACAAUUUAACGUAAUCGGUACCGAUGUGAUACAUUGAACACUGUUGUACGUCAGCACUAGCAUUAAGAGUAAUCUAAGACUUUUUUUAUUUGUAACUUGUGGUUAUAACGGAACGAAUACAGGCGCUUAUUUAUCAGAGCCCAUGUAACCGUUCGAACCGUACGCGAACAAACACACAGAUGUCAAACAGAGAAAUAAAGUAUGUGUAGUAUUUACACAAUUGCCCACGUGAACUACCGAUUCGUGGAAUGGAACAAUACGUCGAAGAUUUUUAUUCGAGUGCCAUAUGUUAUCCACGAUACGCAAACAAUUUAGGAACUCUGGUGGAAACACUUUGAACAAAAUGUCUAUUUUUAUGAAAUAUAUGAGAUUGUAUUUGUUUUAAAGGGAUACUUCCGCCUGGACCGCAAUUUUUUAAUAGUUUUUUUAAAAAUUAUUAUUAAAGGGAGGUAAUUUUUUUUCAUUCAAUUUGAAUAUAUAGCUCUAUAUUUUUAUAUUUUUAGAGCAUCUUCAACUUUUUUUUAUACAAAAAUAUUAAGAAUUAUAAGAGCUACCAUAAAUUCAGUAAAGGUUCACGAUUCUGCCACGCCGCGUCGUUCUGUUUGUCUGAAACGUACCUACAAAUAGAAGCGUUUCAUCGAGCAAUGCCAACUUACCUUCCUACAGUUGUUAAAUGAAUAUAUUAAUGGAAAUCGAUAGUUAUCCACACUUUUUUAUUUAAAAAAUAUUCCUUUGCGCCAUCUGAGAUUGCAUACCCUAAUUUAUUGGUGUUUGAGCAAGUUUAAAGAAAGAAAAGGAAAUAAAAAAAAUACAAUUAUAAUUAAUAUCGAACAUUUUUUACGCUAUAAAAUCAUUUGAAUAGACGAUACUUUGAUGAUUUUGAGAAGUAUUUUUAUAACCAUCGUUUCUACGUCUUCAAAGACACGGGAUUUAUUAAAGAAUAUGUAUAUCUUCUAAUAAAUUAUUAAUCCAGUUAAUAGCGAGGGAAACGAAAUACAAAUGUACAAUUUCAAAUAGAGAUUUCGCGAUUAGACCAACACCGGAUAGCGCAAUCGUUCCACGGAUGGGAUAGUGCGCAAGGUUACGAGUUUCUAUCCUUUUCGAUUACUUUGUAGACAACGAUACGGCAAUAGUAUGACCAUAUGCAACUUGUGUUAGAUAGUCGUUGCACAAGCACAGCUAUUCAUAGAUAAAAUGCAAUCCUAUUAGAGUGCACGAUCCACAUAUUUUCAUUCCCGUUUCCUUGUCUAUAUUUUUGUAAACCUUUUGAUGUACCAAACAAUAUUUAUUAUACAUAUUUUAAUUCGAAAUUAAUUGUUAUUAAUGUCACCAUUAGUUCCUGUAGUUGAAACGCCAGUGAAUCGACACAUUUACAUAUUCCGUGUUCCAUUUUUUCGUGUAAAAAGAAAAAAGUGAUUCGAGACUUUCGCUGUGUGUAAGUAAUGGCCGUCAUUCUUUCGUACACCAUACAAAACUCUUUUCAAUCAUUUCUAUAGUGAUAAUGAUAUGCGAACGAUAGGUAGACUCGUCACCGCGUAAUUGCGAUACACGCAAGUGGGUGGACACACUUUCCAUGUCUACUGUGACUAUUAAAUGUAUAUGUAUAAAGGGUGUGAUGAGUAAAACAUAUUCAAGGCCGUCUUUUCAUUAAACAAAACACAAGUACUUCUUAUCGCUCGUGCAAUUAAAAAUUUAAUCUAGGAUUACAAUAAACGUUAUUAUUGAGCAUAUUAAAGAAUAAUUUCCAAACAUGACAAGA
Molecule: messenger RNA, 3966 nt
Organism: Colletes gigas
Lineage: Eukaryota; Metazoa; Arthropoda; Insecta; Hymenoptera; Colletidae
Product: estradiol 17-beta-dehydrogenase 11-like
Exons: 8
Coding region: 651-1670 (339 amino acids)
Cellular component (GO): lipid droplet
Molecular function (GO): oxidoreductase activity, acting on the CH-OH group of donors, NAD or NADP as acceptor
Source: RefSeq, a predicted model, not a curated record